Melampsora larici-populina 98AG31 is the source of this 2076-nucleotide messenger RNA. RefSeq lists its product as uncharacterized. Gene Ontology annotation, biological process: regulation of DNA-templated transcription. NCBI's taxonomy places the organism in Eukaryota, Fungi, Basidiomycota, Pucciniomycetes, Pucciniales, Melampsoraceae. Gene Ontology annotation, molecular function: DNA binding. Bases 1 to 2076 code for a protein of 691 amino acids. The transcript has 7 exons. The record is from RefSeq and is a predicted model, not a curated record.
AUGGGACUUUCACAGUCCUCUGAGGUCUUUCAAGACGACGACGACGACGACAAGUCUUUGGUCGUAUCAUCUCCUUCUUCUCCUGUUAAAUCCUGUUUAUCAUCAUCUCCUGUUAAAACCUCAAGUUUAUCAUCUCGAUCGUCUCCAUCGCCAUUACCUUCUCCAUCUUCGCGGUCUAAAGUUAAAAAUUUGGUCGAAUUACAUCCUGUGUCUCCUGUUUCUAGCUGUCGAUCAUCUACGUCGUUCAACUCCAGUGCUAUCACCAUGAGUGAAGAUAUCAGCCCUGAAGUCGAUGAUCUCGACGAUUUGGCCGAUUAUACUGUCGCCUGCACCCCUGAGGAACAGACCGAUAAGCUUUUAGCUCGCCGUCGCCAGCUUCAAAUACCAACGGACAAGACCCAGUAUCAAACUUGGAUCGACCACGGUUCCAUUGUGGAUUCUCAGAAUUACCCAAAGUAUCCCAACGGGGAAACAGUUUUUGUCAAAGAUCCUAAAGACAAAAUAACGAAUUUUCGGCAUAUCGCUUGGACUUACACAAUGAAAACCGAUCGGAAUGGCAAGUGGAUCAUUCGACGUUACACCUGCCUUGGUGUAAUGGGUUGCUCUGAACCGAGUUGCACUUUUGCUGGUUCCCCGCCAACUGGACGCAAUAAGAUUGAGGAGAUACUAUCAAAUGGCACCGCGUGCCCUGUCACUGGAUGCAUCGGCAUACAGACACACAUCCGAUGUCUUGCUCACUGUCGCAUUGACGAGGAUCACACAGAUCCCAAAGCUGUAUGGGGCUUGCUUCGUCACCAGGGUAAACAUACCCACGAAUGGCCAGAAGCCAAGAAGGCAGAUCCACUUUCAAAGGCGAAGCUCAAAGAUGUUGUAUUAAAUGAUCCCAAAGUUGGACCUUUGGGUCUAAAAGUUGGACGGGCGCACGUUGGCACGGACCCAAUCAAGUCAAUCGUGGAAGUCCACAGCUCUUUUGGAAAUACCGACCGGCUUGGUUAUCUUCGGCGUCUUAUCUUAAUUGAACAUGGUUUAAUGGCUGAUAAGAAUGACAAAGAAGGAGGCGAUAAAUGGCUCAUCCAACUUAUGCAUUGGUGCAGUCAAGGAUUGCGAUUCGUGUCAGUCUUGAUGGAUCUCAAGGACUUCCACUUCAGCUUUCAGACCGAAUGGAUGGCUGAAAUGCUUGUAUAUCAAGAGAAGAGGACUGUCAAUGGGAGCAUCCAACGCGAGGCUUACUCAGGAGGUCUUUUAUCCGAUGUCACUUACCGGUUCUUCCAAAACGGAUACCUGCUCACCACAUCUAUGUUCAACGAGAAACUGGAACGCUGGGUCCCCGUCCUGCUCACAUGGUUGGGAGGACUGUACUCAGAACACUACGAAGCCCAUUUCACCACUUUAUUACGCCAUAUACAAGAAUGUGGAUUACCUGAUCGAGAUAAGAGGAAACUGACGGAGCAAGUGGUUGACUUCUCUCAAGCGCAAAAGUCUGGAUUUAUAGCCGCCUAUAUGAAAGUAUUCAACACGAAUCGGAAAACUGCUCUCUCCAAGCUGCAUGGAUGCGAACAGCAUUUUUCGCAAGCUGUUACUCGGAUCAAGCGCAAUCGUAACAUAGUAAGGGAGGAACUUGAUGGGAUUUGGCAAACAAAGUGCAAGGAGCUACUCUUGCCUGACGAGGAGGCCCCGAAGAACGAGACCCUAGAUCAGUGUUUUGACUAUCUCCGCCGUACUUUUCCUCGUGCCAAGAAGUUCCUGGAUUGGUGGCACACAUCCAAUAUCGAAGCUAUGUUAUUUCGAGGAAGGAAUCGACUACCCGAAGACAAUCCACCUCCAACUUUAUCUGAUUCGGAAUCUGAGUCAGAAGGCGCUCCUCGUAAACCCCGGCAACGUGUGGCGGCAACAACCAAUGCGCAAGAGUCGCUGCAUCGGGUUUAUUACAUGCUUUGUGACGGCAAAUGCGGACUCAUCGGCGUCUUGACAAAUAGGAGUCAAUGUCGCUUAUGGAUCAUCAAAGAAGCAGUGGGAGGACGUCGUCACAGCCCUAGGUAUGCCACAGCCGACGAAACGCAAGUAUCACGCAAAUGA